Cucurbita pepo subsp. pepo (vegetable marrow) is the source of this 1823-nucleotide messenger RNA. RefSeq lists its product as uncharacterized. NCBI's taxonomy places the organism in Eukaryota, Viridiplantae, Streptophyta, Magnoliopsida, Cucurbitales, Cucurbitaceae. The record is from RefSeq and is a predicted model, not a curated record. Gene Ontology annotation, molecular function: zinc ion binding.
CACCAAUUGCCACCAUCAUCAUUCCCUUUCCUUUUUCCCUUAUUUACUCUCUGCAAUUCUCUUCCAUUUCAGGUUUUGCUUUCUGGGUUUGUGUUGGAUUUAUGGGAACAGAGGAGAUAAGUGUUGUGAGUUCAAGUGCAGAUCGUCUCCAGAAGGCUGGGACAACAGAAGGAACCUCUCAUGUUAACCAUUGGAAGAGGCGAAAUCUCUCUCUUGAGAUACCUUCUAGGACACCCGACUUUGUUGCCAAAAGAAUGCCCCCAACAUCUAGUCCUACACCAAGGAAAGUGAAUUUUGUGUUAACACCUACCUCUUCAGAUGAUGCUAUACCUACUGGACCUUCAGGGCCAUCUUCGUCAAGAGCCAAACCAUCCAUCAAAAGUUUCUUGCCAAAACUUAGCUUCAUUUACCGAAGUUCGUCGGAUGUUGAGGCGGUGUCCUGCCUUGUUUCUGAGGCUUCAUCUUCACGGACACAUGAAAAGCCUCCUCAAGCUUUAAUGGCGCCUAGGUCGAAGCAAGCUUCAUCACUACCUGUAACUCCUGUAGCUCAUUCAAAUCCAGAAUCUACACAUGAUGGAAGCAAGGGAAGUGAACAGGAAUCAGUAAGAAGGGGAUCUCAGAAACGGAUAUCACGCUCCCUUUCUCUUCCAGUCAAUAACAAGGGUAGAAGCAUAAGGAGGACGGAUUCAUUUUUUCGAGUAAUUCCUUCGACCCCACGACCAAAGGAAGGGGAUACGACAUUGAAUACUUCUACAACAAUAGAAAUAGAAAAUGAAGAAAGCAAUGGCGAAGACAUCUCUGAAGAAGAGGCUGUCUGUAGAAUUUGCAUGGUUGAAUUGUGUGAAGGAGGUGAGACUCUAAAGAUGGAAUGUAGCUGCAAAGGUGCACUUGCUCUGGCUCACCAAGAAUGUGCAGUCAAAUGGUUUAGUAUCAAGGGAAAUAAAACGUGUGAAGUUUGCAAGAAAGAGGUCCUAAACCUUCCUGUAACUUUGUUAAAGGUCCAGAGCAUUCGAACUCGAGUAUUAGGGGGAACUAGAACUCAGCAGGACAAUGUCAAUAUCCAUAGGGUGUGGCAGGAGUUUCCUGUGCUUGUGAUUGUUAGCAUACUUGCCUACUUUUGCUUUCUUGAGCAACUACUGACGCAGGUUGCGAAAAUGGGCACCAGUGCAAUUGCCAUUUCACUUCCAUUUUCGUGCGUUUUGGGUCUGUUCUCAUCAAUGACCUCCUCGACCAUGGUGAAGAGAAGAUACAUAUGGGUAUAUGCAACAGUUCAGUUUGCGAUGGUGGUUCUCUUCUCACAUCUAUUCUACACUGUGGUUGGUAUCCAAGCAGUUUUGGCUAUCAUACUGGCUACAUUAACCGGGUUUGGCCUCGUUAUGAGUGGAAGUUCAAUUAUUGUUGAGUUUUUAAGAUGGAGAAGACGUUGGGGGCUAACAUCACCACAACAUCACCACAACUCUCAGAGAGCAGCACAACCAAUACGAGCAUCUAUAGCUAUAAGUUCAGUGCACCAUGCCAUACCCCGACAACAUCCCACGGUUGUUGAAACAUUAAGCAGAAGCUGAAUUGAGACGGUGUUGGCCAAGGUGAAUUAUCUUUUUUUUUUUUAUGCAUUAUCAUUGUUAUAUGUACAAUUGAGUAUAGGCAGUGACUUCCCUGAACCAUAGUUCCCUUGUAAGUAAGACUUUAUGCCGUGGUUCUGAAAGUUGUCAAUUUGGCAAGAGUUGAUGGAUAUAUAAGGAACACCCAAGAAAAUGAGAGAGUGAAUCUAAUCCAUUGCAACUCUUAAACAAAUCCAAUAUACAUAUGUGGCGUUCUUGUGA